AUGGCGGCCACAAUGGCGGCCCCGUUUCCCAACCUCUAUGUCCACAGGAGGGUUGCCGAUGCCGCCGCCAAAUCCUGCGACGUGUGCUACAAAACCAGCAGCUCCGUCCUCAUAACACCAGACAGCAAGGACUUUUUCUACGUGUGCCCUGCCCAUCUAAAGGACACAUACUUUUGCACGCCGAGGGUCGACGCCGCGGCCGUCGAGGCAAGGCGGGAAAAGGCGCUCGCCGAGGAAAAAGAGAGGCUGAAGAAGGAGUACGAGGAGAAGCUACGCAAGAAGACGGCCAAGAAGGCCAAGGAGGCCAAGGAGGCCAAGGAGGCCGCGGGCAAGGCGGAGCAGGAGGACGAGGAGGAGGCCAAGGACAAGAAUCGCGACGCAAAGGACGUCGAGUCAGCUGCCGAGGGAUCCCUUGCUUCGAAUGAAGAGCCUCGACUAUUUCAACUUGGAAGCGCGUUCUAUCAGCAACGGCUGCAACGCAAGCGUCAAGCCGAAGCGGCGAGGAGAGACAGGGAGCGCGCUUCCCAGCCUGGAUACUUUCCCUCGGUGCCGUCCGAGCCCCCGACCAGAUGA
Molecule: messenger RNA, 573 nt
Organism: Ustilaginoidea virens
Lineage: Eukaryota; Fungi; Ascomycota; Sordariomycetes; Hypocreales; Clavicipitaceae
Exons: 4
Coding region: 1-573 (190 amino acids)
Biological process (GO): vacuolar transport
Cellular component (GO): endosome
Source: RefSeq, a predicted model, not a curated record